Molecule: messenger RNA, 2779 nt
Organism: Sycon ciliatum
Lineage: Eukaryota; Metazoa; Porifera; Calcarea; Leucosolenida; Sycettidae
Product: ubiquitin carboxyl-terminal hydrolase 10-like
Exons: 9
Coding region: 254-2197 (647 amino acids)
Biological process (GO): protein deubiquitination
Molecular function (GO): cysteine-type deubiquitinase activity
Source: RefSeq, a predicted model, not a curated record
CAUGGUCCAUAGUCUGCUUAUUUUUAUCACAUUUUCAGCCAACCACUUUUACUGCAGUUUUGCUUUGACUGUUUGAGGAUCUAGAAGUUCAGUGCUAUGCUGCAGUUCACUUGUGUUGGCUUUUGACUCAUUUGAAUGUGUUAGCCAGUGGAUUAGCACGAAACUUGCUUCAGUCUGUAUUGGCUAAGAAGUAACUGCUCAGCUUUGCAGAAUCCUGAUCUUUCUAGUUUGUUUUGGGCAAUUUGAAAGAAAGAUGGCCUCGAAUCCUAGAUGUUCGAGACCUAUGUUUGGAGACUUCUCUGUAGAGGAAUCCCAAAGGUUGUUUGGGAGUCGUCCCGAAACGGUAACGUUUCCACGGAGUUUUGCGAAGGACAGCUCAAGUGCGGAAUUAGCAUCUCAGCUUAGUGAUGCGUCGCUUUCUCGGAGUGACACAGCGGUGCAAAUUGAAGAGAAGGCGCAUGGAAAUGGCAAUGCUGUAGAAUCUCACAAGGCAGGGCCAACUUCAACUGGUACAGUGAAGGUCGCUGAGCGUCAGAAAAUUGAUGUUGCAACUGUGAGCAGCAACAACGCAUCAACCGCAGGAAACCCGGAACCAGCCUCUGCAACAACUCCCGAAGACAAAAAGGCAGGAACACCACCAAAGGCUGCAUGGGGACAGAAGAAGAGCUUUGCAAGCCUCUUCAAGGAACAUGAGUCUAAUGGCAUUGUUAUCAAGUUACCAAGCAAGCCACCGUCCUUCAAUGGAGCUACUACACAUCACCAACCGACACCCGCGGAGCAUCACAAGCGUCCAGCAAAGCUGCCAGAACGGGUUUCUGUUUCCGAUGAUUCAGUAGUUCCAUCUCUGAUAGAAUUCUUCUCGGGACGUGAACUACGUAAACAUUCAAAGGUGUUGGAGCUACGUGGCCUGAUCAACCGCGGAAACAAAUGCUACAUGGCCUCUGUCCUGCAGGCCCUGCUCAAUUGCACUCCGCUGUCCAACUUGCUACACGACCUUGCCGACGUGUUGGCUGUCCACACACGACCCCGAAGCUCCACACCAGUGCUGGAUGCAAUGGCUGCGUUUGUUAAGCAGUUUGAGAGCGUCGCUACUCCACCAGGCACGCCAGGGGCACGCCGACCGUCUGCCGAAAAGUCGUCGGUUGAUGGCUUCUCUGUCGUGGAGAGAAAAGGAGGUCGCAAGAAGAGCGCCGCUCCCGAGAUUGCGAUUGGAAAACCGUUUGAGCCCACCGGCAUCUACUCCAUUGUUGCGCAGAUCAAUUCUCAGCUUGUUGAGGGCAUGCAGGAGGAUGCCGAAGAGUUCCUGUCGGCCCUAUUGAACCGCCUCCACGAAGAGAUUGGCUCUGUUUUGCAGUUCAACAGCAGCGGCAGCAACACGCCAGCCCAUGGUGCUGCUGCCGCCGCCGCCGCCACCGCUGCUGCCAGCCAAGCUCGCGAAACCAAGGCACAGGUAGCAGCCACAAUGAUGAUGGCAUCGCGACAACCACAACAACAGCAGACUGCCAGUGAAGACGCCAGCGAGUGGGAGCAAGUGAGCGGAGGCAGGAAGAACAAAUCUGCUGUGACCAGAGCUAUGACCCUCAGUAGUUCACCUGUUUCAGCCAUGUUCUGCGGUGAAAUGAGAUCUGCCGUAUCGUGUCCCGGUGCCAAGCACUCGGCUACUCUGCAGCCAUUCAUGUGUCUUCCUCUCGAUAUCCAUGGCGAUGAAGUCCGCACGGUUCAAGAUGCCCUUCAUUUGUUCGGCCGGAAGGAGAAGCUCGAGGGAUACUUGUCCAAAGACACCCGCAAGGAAGUGGAUGCCGUGCGCCGCUCGACUCUGUCCCGCGUACCGCCCGUCCUGAUCCUGCACCUGAAGCGGUUCAUGUACAAUGCGGAGGGAGGUUCGCAAAAGCUCCAUAAGUUUGUCAAGUUUGGCUUCAAGCUGACGCUCGGCAAGGAGCUGUUGGCACCGACUGUACAGUCAUGCUCCGUUGCCACAAUGCAGUACUCCCUAAUUGCUGUUAUCAAUCACCACGGCAAGACGGCUCAGAAUGGACACUACAGCACGGAUGUCCGGCAUAAGCGGAGUGCUAGCUGGGUGCGCUGUGACGAUAGCGUCGUCAAGCCCAUCAGCGAUGGACAAGUCAUGAACUACCCCACCAACAAGACGCCGUAUAUUCUCUUCUUCACACGUGACGCCGUCCCGUCUCAGGCCUAAAAGACGCGGCCCGACGACGACGUUACGACUCAGUAUUUUUUCCUAUUACUGAGCAUGGCCAUUUGCUGAAUCGUCAUUUAAUAUCCAUUUUCAGUUCCAGAUUGCCAGUGUUUUACCUUCUAUUCAGAAUUUUCUUUUUGUACUUUUCUCUCUUUUUUCUUUGCAAGUACAGAAGAAACUCCUGUGCGAAAGUUUCUCCAUACUACUCAUAGAAAUAGACAUGCCCUUCGUGUUCUACUUGAAGAAACUUUUUUUAAGUUCUUCAAUGUACCUAGCCCAUCUGUUUUCUUAGAUGUUCAUCGUCUCUCUCUCUGUCUGCUCUCUCGCUCUCUCUCUCUCUCUCUCUCUCUCUCUCUCUCUCUCUCUCUCUCUCUCUCUCUCUCUCUCUCUCGUUCGUUUGGUUGAUUCUCUGUAGAGCUGUACAUUCAUGGCUGCUUAAGAAAGAAUAAGCAGCUGUAUUCUGUAUUUUUCACAAUACCAUUACAAAGCCUGUGUGGCCUGCUUUUUAACUUAAGAAAGAAUAAGCAGCUGUGUUCUGUAUUUUCACAAUACUAUUACAAAGCCUGUGUGGCCUGCUUCGAA